UCAAUUGCUGCUUGUCAUUAAUAUCAUAGGAUUUGUAUUCUAGAGAACUUUAAGGUGUUUACCGUCGCGAGUAAUUAAUUCGGAGUCGCAACAGGACGUUCUUACCUGUGGAUUUUCAGAAUGCGUUGUAGUCGCCUGGCGCCGAGCUGUUGAAGGAAAUGGGUGCGAAGGAAUCCAAACCCUCCUGCAUAAGUUACGAGGAGGCUGUCAAAAGGGUAACUGAUACCGAAUUCCGACGUAUUCGUGAAGCGUUUAAACGAUCUUCAAAUCCCGGAGGACAUUUAUUAUCCCUAAGUGUCUUCCUAAAAGAUGUACUUUGCGAAGGUGUUCCUACUGUUAUCGGCGACUGGCUAUUUACAGCAUGUGGCGGAACGCAAAAAGGGAUAUCAUUCAAAGACUUGCUCUGCGGACUUGUGCUUUUGACACGCGGGACUGAGGAAGAAAAAGUUAAGUUUCUAUGGAACUUAUACACUAACGAUGCCGGGACGCAUAUUUCGAAAACGGACUUUCUGAAAGUAUUAACUCUAGAGUCAACUUUGAGGCCAAAUAGUCAUAAUCAGGGUCAAAGUAUAGCAAAUACAAAUGUUGUGCUAUCGCUUUUUAGACAAUCAGAUAGGGUGACAUUUGAUCAAUUCAACGAGUGGAUAUUAAGUAAUAAAAGUGCAACGGUUCUGUCAAAAUGGUUGUUAGCGGAGUCUGUUGUAAAUUUAACGUCGGAGUUGGAGACGCCAACAUUCUACCAAAGCUUGGCAGGUGUAACGCAUCUAGAGGAGCAGGACAUCGGAGAUCUCGAAAAGGUGUUUUGGCGUUUAAAGAAUUCAUCGUCAAGUGGACAGUUAGAUAUAGAAAGUGUUGGCCCCUUAAUCAGCCCACCAAUACCUAAAGCUGCUCUAAUUGGUCUUUUUAAUGCUUUCGAUGAGAAUCGCGAUGGCCACAUUGAUUUCAAAGAAUUAUGUUGUGGAGUUAGCGCAGCAUGUCGGGGGCCCAAUGCAGAGAGGAGCAAAUUUUGCUUCAAAGUGUUCGAUAUUGAUCGGGAUGGGGUGUUGAACUUCAAGGAACUGAAUCAAAUGGUGGAGAUAUUGAUUUACGUGGCAAAGGAAAGCAGCAGUGCUAACAAUACUAAGACUUUUCUGAUAAAUCAUGUUAUCAAUGAUAUGGUUAGGUUUUCACGACAAAACAAGGACAACGGCAGUCAGUGCUUGCCCGAUAACGUAUGCAUAGGAGACAACAAUCAGUUUUUGGAUUUUUAUUUUAGUCAGGAAGAUUUUAUGAUGUGGAGCAUACAAAGCCCGCUGAACCUCGUACGACCCUUUUUGGACCUUUUUUUCGAAGUUUGCCAUAUAGUAUUUGGACUGAAGCCACAAUGUCGACAUUUAGAAUUUGAUAUCGUUAAAGAAUGGUUAUCACGGGAAAAGCGGCGGGGAUAUAAGGUGGGCCAAUUUUGGUAUUUAAUCGCAGCUGAUUGGUGGCAGAGCUGGAUACAGUAUACUCAACAUUACUCAGCAACUCCUUGUACAUACUGUAAACCUUAUACCGGAAUGGGUAGUAGUAGAAAUAUGGUUUUUGGUUUGGAUGAAGCCAUGAUUUGUGAUGAAAGUUUCACUUCGAAUUCUUCAGAAUCGAUGGGUGACUUAUUAGCCACCGCGGAUUCGUCAAGCUUAGGUUCUGGCAGUAGCGGUAUUUCCUAUGGACGGCGUCAUAAUGCACGUCCGGGCCCAAUCGACAAUUCAAAUCUGAUUACUCAAAAUGCCAAUAAGGGAAUCCCUAGCUUAACAGGUGAAGGUGGCCAUUUGAAGAAAGAUACUCCAUUGACACAAAGAUAUGAUUUUGAAUUGGUUCCGGAGUCGCUUUGGAAAGCAUUGUCUCGUUGGUAUGGAGAUUCGCUGCCUCUCCCGCGACAGGUAAUUCAACCGCGUAAUUCGCCAGAUGUGGAAGUCGAACUGUACCCUCUAAAUCUUAAGAUUUUGAGGCAUCACAAUGUGCAAUCACAAGUAGUGCAAAAUACAUCGUCAUGGGGAAUGGUCUCAGGCGGGUAUGGAUCGAUAUCACCUGGAAGCGGAUAUACGACAAUAGCAACAGCUGCACCACAGCCACCUAAGAAGUAUGUUGCGUAUACGGCGGCUUUUAGCCGAUUAGCGACUGUUAAACAAAUUGCCGAAUUCUUAUGCGAACAACUAAAACUGAAAUCUGAAAAUAUUCGACUUUGGCAUAUUUUGGGUGGUGAUAGUAAUUACGACCAAGAAACUCCGUGCCUAUUAGAAGAAGAACAUAUGAUAUUGCAGGAGCUAUCUAUAAAUGAUGGGGAUCAAAUAUUAUUAGAAGUAAGAAAUAAGGACUUGACAUGGCCCGAAGAGUUAGGCUCCUUAACUUUAGCGAAUAAUAUUAGCUUAGAGAGAAGAUUGACGACGGCUUCAAUACAUUCCGUGCAUGCGCUUGGUGCGACUGGUUUACAUAACCUAGGAAAUACUUGCUUCAUGAAUGCAGCUUUACAAGUUUUGUUCAAUACGCAACCACUUACAUUGUAUUUUAAGAAAAACAUACAUUUGUUUGAAUUGAAUACCGCCAAUAAGUUAGGGACUAAGGGACAAUUAGCUACUCGGUAUGGCGAACUGUUGAAAGAGGUGUGGACAACAAACACGAGAUCUAUAGCACCUCUAAAAUUACGAUUUUGUGUUACAAAACAUGCUCCGCAAUUCGCAGGUGGAGGGCAGCAUGACACACAGGAACUGUUGGAGUGGCUCUUGGAUGCUCUACAUGAAGAUUUGAAUCGAGUAGCAGAUAAGCCUUACAUGGAACUGAAAGAUUCAGCUGGCCGCCCAGAUGAAAUUGUUGCUGCAGAAGCCUGGUCCUACCAUCACUCUAGAAACCAAAGUAUAGUUAUAGAUAUGUUCUAUGGACAACUGAAAUCCAAAGUUAGCUGCUUGUGUUGUGGUCGGGAAUCAGUUCGUUUCGAUCCAUUUAGUUUGUUAAGUUUACCAUUGCCAGUUGAGAAUUUCAUUUAUUGUGAAGUAUUAGUGAUUCUUAUGAAUGGAUCCGUGCCUGUAAAAUACGGAUUGCGUUUGAAUGCCGAUUCAAAAUAUUUCGACUUGAAGAAAGCGUUGUCUCCUUUGUGCAACAUAAAUCCAUAUUUAUUGCUUGUUUGCGAAAUUUCAAAUUCUCAAAUCAAAACUAUUCUGCCUGACGACAUAAAAGUUUCAUCUGCAAAUGCCACCGAUUUAGUGGCAUAUCAAUUGCCCGAAGGAGGAGACGAUUGCCAGUCAAGAAGUAACUCGAUUAUAGGCAUUAACAUAGAAAAAGGUUUGAAGGAUAUUCAACGGAACUCAGCUUUGAUGGUAGCAUUGCAACAAGAUCACCAUGCAAGUAGUGAUGCUACUCUUUCAACAACCAGCAAUUCUAUCAACAAUGAUAACGAAGAAAUCAAACAACUCAGCGGCGAAAUUGAAUAUGACAAAGAUUCGUCUAGUGCGAGGACAUCGAAGGUAAGGCGGUGCUUUGGAAACACUACGUGCAUGCCUCCAAAUCUUUUAUGCUUCAAGCAAUCUGCCCAAAUUAGUACAAGCCCCGAAAGUACUUUUAGUGAUGUUCACUUGAAAAGGAUAUCAGCGACUAAGCUGCUAUCGAACAAUGUUGAACCGAUUGCGAGAAAUGGAGGUCCAGCUAGUUUGGAGAACAAUUCUGAAUAUGCAUCUGAAGAGAAUUAUAACGCAUGUGAUAAUGACUUUGCCACAGUUAAUUGCCCAUGUAGAUCUCUGUCAUCGGAUAGAACUAUUGAAAGCGAAGAAAAAUUAACGAACUAUAUUGAAAGCGAACAAAAAAGCGUGGAUAUACCCUGCAACGUAACAGCUGGACGAUAUUUAUUGGCUGUCCAUAGGAAGUUGACAAGACAAGACACCUAUUUUCUAUCCUAUCAUAAAACUCGACCUAGUUUAUUCGGAGUUCCUUUAUUAAUACCGUGCUAUGAAAAUGGAACAAAUAAGGAUUUGUAUUGUGGUGUAUGGAUGCAAGUGAACAGGCUGCUCAGUCCUCUACCACUUACACCGGACCAGGCAAAUCAUGCGGCAGAUUGUGACGAUAGUUUAGGAUACGACUUUCCAUUCACCCUUCGAGCAGUUGCAAAUGGUGGGCUGGUUUGCGCACUGUGCCCAUGGUCAAAUUUCUGUCGGGGCUGUGAAAUACCAUGUAAUGAUGAUAUACUUUUCGAAAAGCUAUUUUCAAAUCAAUUGGGAAAUUCUGCUGAUAAUAACAAGGCACAGCAAGAAACGGCUUCAGAUAGACCGACAAAUGUAAUUAGUUCUAUAAAUAUUGCAAUCGAUUGGGAUCCAACGGCUUUACAUUUGCGAUAUCAAAGUACGCGAGAGAAGUUGUGGACGGAACAUGAAUCUGUGGCAAUUUGUAGGAGACAGCAAACGGAACCAGUCGACUUAAAUUAUUGCUUGCGUGCUUUUACUUCGGAAGAGAAAUUGGAGCAGUGGUAUCAUUGCAGCCACUGUAAGGGUAAGAAACCGGCAACAAAAAAACUGCAAAUCUGGAAAUUACCACCUAUUUUAAUUAUUCAUCUAAAACGAUUUAACUGUGUAAAUGGAAAGUGGGUGAAAUCACAAAAAGUAGUAAAUUUCCCAUUUGAAGAUUUCGAUCCUACGCCAUAUUUAGCAUCAGUGCCACAAGAAACAAUUUUACGACAUAAAGAGCUGUUAGAAAUGAAGAGUGGUAUCGAUAAGACUACAGUAAAUGAAAAUACCAAAAAUGAUAUUUCACAAACCAACCGCAACAUUUCGAAUCACUCGGAACAAACAUGCGAGUCUAUAAUAGAAGUGGGAAAUGAAAGCAUGAUAGAAACCGCCAAAGAAAAUCAUAUAGACAGGAUCGAAGAAAGUGGCCUUCCGUCUAUUCUGGAAUCUGAUACGAGUACUAGUCUAAGAAAAAUGCCUGCAAAAAAUUUGGAAAAACGGAAGCGAUUGAUUUCAACCAGUCUGACAAAAACACCCAUCAUUGAUGGACACUUUGUGGACUUUCACCAACAUAAAUUGACGCCAGAAGCAGAUCCCUUUAACCUCAAAUAUGAUUUAUAUGCUGUAGUGUCACAUUCCGGUAUGCUUAAUGGAGGCCAUUACGUAUCUUUUGCUGCCAAUCCAAAUGGAUCGUGGUACUGUUAUAAUGACAGUUCAUGUCGAGAAAUACGUAACAGACCAAACAUUGAUCCAAGUUCUGCAUAUUUACUGCUAUACGAAAGGAAAAAUCUAGAUUACGAGCCAUACCUUCCAAAUAUUGAAGGACGAUCAUUGCCCAAUGGAAAUCUUAUCGACACGGAUGAUAUGGAUGGUGACAAGAAAACAUGUGUAAUUUCCUAAUUUCUAGCGCUUUAAUACGUGAACCAUAAUCGUAUAUUAUUUUUAUUAAAUAUUAUUAUAUUAUUAUUCUGUUUUAUUUUAAAAGCUCAAUUGUUAUUUGUUAAUAAAAUCUGUUAUUUGUAAUUUAAA
Messenger RNA from Hermetia illucens (black soldier fly), 5477 nucleotides. It is a transcript of the gene Usp32, whose product is annotated as ubiquitin carboxyl-terminal hydrolase 32. The transcript has 20 exons. NCBI's taxonomy places the organism in Eukaryota, Metazoa, Arthropoda, Insecta, Diptera, Stratiomyidae. Gene Ontology annotation, biological process: protein deubiquitination. The record is from RefSeq and is a predicted model, not a curated record. Gene Ontology annotation, cellular component: Golgi apparatus. Gene Ontology annotation, molecular function: cysteine-type deubiquitinase activity; calcium ion binding. Bases 159 to 5348 code for a protein of 1729 amino acids.